UGAAUUGGGUCAAAGAAUGAGUUCCGUUGCGUCACAUCCUCCGUACAUAUUUCAAGGGAAAAUAUGGUGGUUCCUUGUGUAGAGUUUGACAGUUAUGUGUGGAAGUUGCAGCUAAGGGUGCUUGUGAUUGUUAGCAUAACAGGUGCUUAUGGCAUCCUUCCUGAAGCCAGCCAGGAAGGAAUGUUACAUCCAUAUAAGAGUUAUGCUGACGUGACAUUGUUUCAUUACACUGUGCCACCAGAAGUUAGAGUAGCAACAUGGGAAUUUGCGGCUUUCAUGGAUAAUCCAAAAUGCCCAAUUAAAGACGUUCAUAUCUACAUUCAACAUGGCAGUUAUCCUGUGAUGAGUCCUGAUAAUUCGAGCUUCCCACCGAACGUAUACACAGGAAGGACCUCGCUGCAUUACAUCACAACCAAGUCAGCAUAUCAGCCACAUGAUGCUACCAUUUUCCCCGUGUACAACCCUCUCCCUGGGAACUGGUUUGUGGCAGCUUAUAUUUCGCAUUGGGACCAACAUGUGCGGCAAGAGGGAUUGGGUCACAAAUGCCACUACAGCCUUGGAUCAGUGGCUCUCUGGUCUCAGGUUAUGGGGAUUCCUGUUGUGAGCCCUGGUGUACCCAAGACUGUUGUUACUAUAGAUAAUUUUUCGUAUUACAAGAUUUUCAUUCCUGCUGGUACAUGGCACUUCACAGUAAAGAUUUCCAACUGCGAGUUUCGUGUGAAUUCAGUGACAUUGUUUAACAACAGCAGUGACACGAUGCCAGACUGCAUUCAGAGUCUGGCUUUGCAUGCUCGAGCCUUGCCCACCUUCAAUCCCAGGAUUGUUAUUGGAAACCUCAGCACUGAGUCUGAAUUUACAUUCACUGAAACUGAGCCAUUCACUGAUGGUUAUUAUUAUCUGUUAGUAGUGUCGGAGUCUCAAGUCAGUUUUAACGUGGCUGUAACGACAACAGAAUGCAGUGUUCAAGCACUAGGCAGAAGUUUUGCAAAGCAAUUGGCUCAAAUGACGGAAUCUCUUACUCAGUCAGUGAUGAUAAGACAUAGCAACAAUACAGUGAAAUCAGACUGGGCAAGCACUAUUGUGUUUGCAAAUAGCAGCAAAGUCCAUGACCUUGGCUCUUUGGCUGGCACAAACAUUCCUCAGUAUAAAUCAGAAGCUGAAGAAGAUGCGGAUACCACUAAUGACCCUUGUCUCCCAACAUUCCAAUUGGCUCGUAUUAAACAUGCACAGGACUUUGCAGACACAUUCCUUUUACAGGGUCGAGAAUGGUAUGCAACUUGGGUAGCAUUAACAGACCUAUACCCAGUGAUUGUACAGUUAGAAAUACUGCCAUUUGUUGAUAUUGGUGGAACAUUAAAUAUUAAUAUCCAUUUGGAUGAAUUAUUAAUACCUAUCAAGAAUGCAAGUAGUCAAUAUCUAACAGUUACAGCUUGCAUUAGGAAGGGACGGGUUCCUUCUCGUAACAAUGGUAAUAUUGAGUGCCCUCCUGAGCUUAUGCUGAGCAUUUCGUCCGAAGGUUUAGCAACAGCGGAUGCUACAAAACUUGUGCCAUAUCCUGAGCCCGAUAUGUGGUUCAUUGCAUUCCAAGCAAAAUGUAUAUAUAACAGUUCUGUUGUGCCAUGUCCUGUACAGGAAGUAAUGGUAUCAUUGGAUAUUCGGACACAGCCAUGUGUGUUUGCUGGUGAGCCUUGUGGCCUCAAAGGAAUCUGCCAGGAGACUCAUAAAGGUCUCCAUUUUUUUACGUCAUGCACCUGCUUGGGAGGUUAUAAAGGUUGGGGCUGUACCGAUGGCAGUAAAGCCACACCAGAGAGCCUGUUGCUACUCACUACAUUACUUCUCACGCUCAGCAAUGUGUUCUUCCUUCCGGCUGUGUUGCUUGCUGUACGUCGACACUUGCUUACUGAAGCAUUUAUAUAUUUGGCCACAAUGAUCUUCUCCACUUUUUAUCAUGCCUGUGACCAGGAUUUCUACACGUACUGUGUCACAAAAUAUGAGGUUUUGCAGUUCUGUGAUUUCUUCUGCUCCAUCCUCGCCUUCUGGGUGACACUAAUAGCAAUAGCUGGUAUCCCUCCACGAGCAGCCUCUACUUUACACAUGGUUGGUGUUCUCAUCAUUGCUGUUGGAGUUGAGUACAACCGUACAGGCCUCUUAGUGUUCAUCAUUCCCUUUGGGUUAGGAGUUGUUAUACCGGUGGCAGCAUGGAGCAUACGCUGUUGUCGCCAGCGAACGUGCAUCCACCUGCAACGUUCACUGGUGCUGCUUCUUCUGCCAGGAGUUCUACUAGCGGCUAUUGGUCUCAUUCUCUUUGCAUUCAUCGAGACUGAGGCCAAUUACCAGUAUGUACACAGUGCAUGGCAUAUUGUGAUUGCCCUGUCCCUGGUAUUUUUACUGCCAAGGAGAUGCAGCCGACAACAAUACGGGUCAUGUCAAGGAUCAAAUGAAUCAGAGCUCUUUGAUGUCAAUGAUUACUAUUCAGCAAGUCCUGUAUUUGUUGUCACUUCAGAUCUCGACAAUUUAUUGACCACUCAGUCAUGAGAGUGAACAUGUGUUUUCAUAUUACAUAAUCAUAGUUUUAUUACCUCAGUUUGAGAUAUAUAUAUUGUGUGUUUGUAUGUAUGCAUAGUUUGUUAAUAGUAUAUUCUUUGGUAUGUAUGUUAUAUUGUGAAGAAAUUAUUUAUUAUAUGACAGUGAGUGUAUUGUAAUACCAAUUUUUGUGCCAUUUUGAAAUUACAUGACAAACUAUGUAUCUCAAGUCAGGUGUUGGCUUCGCUAUUGGAUUGUGUUUGAAACUAUAUUUUAUGAAGUCUCAGAUAGAAGGAAUUGGCCAAUUUCUGACAGCCAUGUUUCUUGUGAAAUCUAUGUUUGUAUUGUGAAAAUUGGUAUAAAAUGUUUAUUCUUGUGGUCUGUUUUCUUGUCCUUAGUAGAAUGUCUUUUCUCAUAAAUGUCAGCAGUUUAACUGGCUUCAUGCUCUUGAGGCAUAAGGCAACCAGUGAAAAUAUUUUACUGUUAGUAAGUACAAAUAAGUUGUUCAUAUAUUUUUACAUUUUUCAAAUAUAACUUUUUUUGAGUAAUAUUCACCAAAGUUGCAGAUAGAGAAUUUUUGUUUCUCUUGUGUCACAUGACCCAUAGUGCUGAAGUUUCUUUUUCCCCCACUACACGAAACUAAUUGUCAAAAUAGACCAUCUUUAAGUCUCAUGUGCCAUGUUUAGAUUUUCUGAAGUGUGAAAUUUUAAUAUUAUAUUAUCUUUCAUUGCAUUUCAUCCUAACAUGUAGAUUUCAUUAUGGAAUGCUGAUGGAUUUAUUACUAUCUUAACUCAGUAAUUGCGAUGAAGUUUGAAAUACAUGUAAUUGAUGACCUUCAUUUUAUAUUUGAAUAUUAAAGCAAAAUUAUAUUGCAUUUUUAUGCUAGCGUACAAUGCAAAGUGUUUUUCUAAAUGUUGCAUUUUUUUCUUGUGUCUUGUUUAUCAAAGUUGACUUCAGAUUUUGUAAAAAAGUUGAAGUCUUCAGAGCAUGUUAUAACUGGCAGUAUUCUUGUGGUUAUGGGUUCAAGUCCUGUUCAUGUUUUACAUGUUUUAUGCUCAUCAUCUCAACAAAUUUUCUUUGGCUUAUCAGUAACAGAACCUCUCAGCUAAUCUGGUAGAAGAUACUAUGUUAAAACAAGAACUGACAUUAAUAUUGGUAUGUAUACAGUAACUCAUUUGGAACAUUAAAGCAAAUAACAUAUUUACACACCUUUUACCGUUAUAGGUGCAUUGAAACAUGUCCAUAUUGGUGGUCAGUUUUACAGUUUGAACUGAUUUUGUGUCAUUCAUUUUAUGUCCUAAAAAAUGAAGCGAAGUGUGUCACUAAAGUGUACUCAAACGUGUACAUAAUUUUUAAAAAUGUAUGUCACACAAACCACGGUAUUAUAUGGGUCAUCCAGAAAUUAAUGACUCUUUGUGCAUAGCAUUUGGCAAGUCAGUGAAUUACAUCAUUUUAAGGUUAAUGGGCCUCACUAGUCUUUCACUGACAAACCAAGUGAAUGCGGCACUGAUUCUAUCAUUUUGGAAUCUUUUGUAUUAUUUAAAUUCAAUAAGAAAAUCAGGAAUGUCACUGAUUGGGCAGUGCAAGCUGUAAUCCGGUUUUGAAUGCACAAAAUGACCGUCCAAUUGAAAUUUACUGUCAAUUUAUUGCAUUGUAUGGGGAAGGUGAAAUGAAUGACUCAAAUGUGAGAAAUUGGUGUAAAAUUUUUAAUAAGGGCAGGCAAACCUUCACGAUGAGCUAUCCACAUGCCCAUUGCAUCAUUCACUUGGCUUGUUACUGAAAGACCCAUUAACCUUGAAAUGGUGCAAUUCGUUGACCUGCCAAGUGCUACACAAACUUUCUGGAUGACCCUCAUAUCGUACAAUUUAUUUUUAAAAAUUUUCAGUUUAAUGCUUGUGUAUGAUUUAAGUUUGGCAAUCUGAUUAUAAACUUUAGCAUAUUAUAUUCACAGAUGGUAUGCACUGCAGCCUUGAAUUUAUGUUCAGUGUGGUAGUUCUUUCUUCUUAGUGUAUUUUGCCAAAGUGUAUUAGAAUGUUGAAGACUGAAAUCAUUCAACUAGAAUAACUGCAUAUAGCAUUAAUAAUUAUUUGACUCUGUAGAGAGCUGGAAGUGAUGUAACAGCUAUCCUGAGGCUACAGAGGGAUGUCCCCCAGAUGGUGGGGAUGACAACAGAUUCUCUGUCUACCAUUUUAUUGCCUUCUGGCUCCCAUUUUCUGUCCCAAAGCAUGUGUCCUAGUGAAGGUUAUCACUGUCAACAUUGACAUGAGCAGAGAGGUUUUCUGAAUGGGGUCAGAAGCAUGACAUCUUGAAUGUGAUGUCUAGGGGCCUCAGUACAGCAGAAUUACUGCUUCUCUCAGCUUCAUUCUGAUAUAUCUUUAUUUCUUUGGUCAUACUUCCAUAUACUGAAGACUGGGCAUGUAAUGAACUAGUUUUGUUCAUGUAUGAUGCAGAAUUGUUUAUAAGUUCCUGAAAUAGCAGCUUUAUAUUUCACUGUAUUAAGAACAAAGACAUGAAGUCACAGGUCAAGGCAAGCUGUAAAGUUAUGUAUUUUUCUUUAUGUGUUUGAAUAUUUGCAAGUGCCAAGCAUGAUGAUUUGAUGAUUAACACUCCAAUUCCAUUAUUAUAUUUAAGCAUCCUGUUACACUCACACAAUAUAUAUGAGACAAACUCCGUCUUAAGUGCAACAAU
Molecule: messenger RNA, 5211 nt
Organism: Cryptotermes secundus
Lineage: Eukaryota; Metazoa; Arthropoda; Insecta; Blattodea; Kalotermitidae
Product: post-GPI attachment to proteins factor 6
Exons: 13
Coding region: 64-2535 (823 amino acids)
Cellular component (GO): plasma membrane
Source: RefSeq, a predicted model, not a curated record